GCUCACAUUGACACCACCACAACCACAAUCAUUGAUAUGUGCUAUGGAUCCAUGAAAAAGUCCCAUUGAUACAAUGGCUACUGGCCGUGAAGCGCGCGCAGAGCGCUUAAACGAUCGCCUCCGAGGUGCAGGACGCGUCAAUAUCGAGGACGAAUCAUUCAAUCUUGACCUGGGCGAUUUUGCCAUCCCGCUGCCACCGACGGAAGCUGCGCUCGCACCACCACAACCCGAACCAACACCGCCAGCUCCCGCGCCAGCACAGCCGACGUGGGAAGAGUCGCCCAGUGAGCGCAGAAGGACCGAAAGCCCGCCAUCGCAUCUCGUAGCGCAAGAUGACAGAGCAAGACCGGCGAGGUCGAGAGACCCUUACAACUUGCCCGACACGUCGGGGGAAUCAAUAUCGCAGGCAAAUGGUGACUCAACUGUAGUCGAUGCGCCCUCGGAGCUGCCAGAGCCACAAAGCGCCGAACUACAUGAGUCCGAGUUACGAGCACGCAGCGUCUCCUAUGCCCAUAACGUUGCAAGUCCCACAAAUGAGAGCGACCUAUUGGCGUUGGCUAGCAGUGCCCUUGCUACAAACGAGAGGCUGCGAGAAGCCCUGAGGAGCGAUGAUGGCCUGCCGGAGCCAUCGUCCCCCCUGGUGGCUAGGGAGAAGAGAAGCAACAUCAGAAAGACCUUGAGGCAAAGCCGCAGUAAGUCGCCGGCUAGCCUUGACGAGUCUGCGAGAGAAGACCACGCGGAAACGGACAGGGUCCAAGAGCAACGUGGCUCGCCUGCUGUGGUGGAAAAUCCGGAUGGACAGGCAGACGAAGUGACAGAUCCCGCAGCAGAUCUUCUGAACUUGGAACCAGCGCGAUCAGAUCCCAGUGUCCCGCCUUCGGAACCCAAUAUCGCGUCCGAGGCCGCGGCAGAAGCAAGCCCCGAGCCCCAUCCUGAAGCAGAAGAGGAGGUGGUAGAAGAACUUCAUACCGCACAGGCCCCCGGAGCCACUGGUCGCAAAAGGUCACGCCCAAGUCCGCCACCUCGAAGAUUAACACAAAGUCCAGCAGUGGACGAGCAAGAGGACGUUGAAGUCGAGCUGGAGCUUAUUGCACCAGCACGAAAAAGAGGACGUACCAAAACAAGCCCAGCCGUGCAAUCACAAGGCGUCAAAGCCAAGUCCAAGCCUGAUUCGCGCGCAGCUAAGAAGGCCAAGCCAAAGACGAAGCCUAAAGCUCGGAGACGACAAGACAGCCAAGCAGACGACGGCAACCAAAUUGGCAUUGAACUCACAAUACAGCGCUUGGUCAACCACAAGCCACGCGACGGCGACGACGGACAGCCAGAUCCUCUCCACCUGGAUAUUCCCCACGCCAAUCGCUCUGAUAUAAGCCGCAUCGAAGUGUUUGCAAAUGUCUGCAGCGAUACAAUUGCGAAAGCUAUAGAAAAGUUCCAUCGCGGUAUCCAGCGCACAUCUGACCCCAAGCAGAAGAAGGAGUUUCGGAUCAAGAUCCGUGCGUUGGAAGCGUACUCUAGAAGUCUCAAGGUGGACUUCAUGAACCAAAUCACCCAGGUGAAUCAUCAGUAUUCGUUACAGAAGAGGGUACGAGACGCACAGAAGGAGAGACUCGGGUUGCGAGAAGAGAUUAUCAGACUCAGGAAAGAAAGGGAGCAAGUAGCUCUACGGAUGGACGCGGUGAGGAUCAAGCACGAAGACGACUCGAAGGAGGCUACGUACCUACUCCAUACCUCCAGCACAAUGCGAGAUAUCGACGCUGCAGUCGCUGCAGGCGAAAUGGCACCGGAGCUACCGACUAAAGCAAAGAGGGAGGCCGAGCUAGCAAAUCUGGAGCUGGUCAUCGCGCAGGUCGCAGACCAGGCCUGUACGUCGAGUGCAGGAGGAGGCAUGCUCUCUCAGAUCAAGGAGUUCAACGCCUUGCUCGAAAGGGCAGCCGGGGUUCUCGAGUCGAGAUGAGCUUGUCCACUUGUAGACAACGAAGUAAUGCGGCAAUUUGACAAUGA
Molecule: messenger RNA, 2001 nt
Organism: Emericellopsis atlantica
Lineage: Eukaryota; Fungi; Ascomycota; Sordariomycetes; Hypocreales; Bionectriaceae
Exons: 4
Coding region: 74-1954 (626 amino acids)
Source: RefSeq, a predicted model, not a curated record